Messenger RNA from Cylicocyclus nassatus, 2804 nucleotides. NCBI's taxonomy places the organism in Eukaryota, Metazoa, Nematoda, Chromadorea, Rhabditida, Strongylidae. The record is from the annotation of a GenBank genome assembly.
AGACUAUGAAGACAUUGAUAUUACUGCUGUUAUUCAUGGUCGGCUCGGGUUCAGCCCAAGUGCAGCAGAUGCUCGGAGCCCAAGUGAAGAUCACCGGCAUGCCGUUUGCCGUAUCAAAUGCACAGCAACUCAAUACAAUAGUGUGGACGAUGCUUGGAACCACAACAAAAGAGACUAUUUACUGUGUCUCGGAAGCUCCAGUCAGCCAGCUGCGAUUUGUCUGUACUGACUGCCUGGAAAAGAACAUCACCGACAUGGCAAAUGUGCUGAACUCAGCGCAGGACCACACCCGAAGCGCUGGCUUUCCGACUGUUGCUCUAAGUAAUGUGGCUGUCAACACGAACUGGACAGGAGCGACAAUCAUGUGUCAAGCAGCUCUCAACGGAGGAACCGUCGACUCGCAAUCAGCAACGGUAGAGGUCCGGUAUCUACGUCAACCGCACGUUGUUGACGCAAGUGGCCAAGGUCCGGUACUAAUUGGCGGUCAAGGCUACCGAUUCUACGUUGAAUGCGUUCGCGGAGCCGAUGGGCUUUGUCAACAAAGCGGACGACGGAAAACUCUACGCUGCGCCGUUCAGUCUCAUCCACCUGCAACUGUGUUCCGGUGGCUGAAGAAUGGAGUGGUCACAAGUGGAAACGGUGCCGAAAUUACGAUCGGUACGGAGAUGAUCGGGCAGAGCAUUCAGUGCCAGGCUAAUAACGGUCUCUACUCGGACACCGAAAUGGCCACCAGCCAAGCCGUCCAAAUUGACCCCUACUCAUCGGCUCGAUUGGUCCAGGAUAACUUCGCAACGCUUCAAUCGGCGGCUCCGUUCCAGGCUGGUAAUCGUCUGGAAAUGAAUCAGCAGAUUAACCUCGGCUGUCAGGUGGAGGGUAAUCCUCGUCCCAUCGUGUUCUGGAAGCUGCGCAGAUCGAAUGGGCAGGUUGUCGAUGCCCCUUGUGCUCAAGGAUACGAGGGACAAUACCAAGAGGUCAACGAAUCGCCACGAGAUCGACCUAUCCCACCGAAUGUUGUGCGCCUCAACGCCAUCUGCUCGUUCCGCGUUUCGAAUUACUCCCUGUCCGGGCAGUACUGGUGCUCAGCUUGCUCCUUUGUCAGUCAGGGAGCUCCAGAAUGCUCACCAGCUCUCGAAACUCCUGGAACGAGCACACUCACCAUUCAAGUUAUUGGACCCCCCAUGCAGUCGGAUGCGCCCCCAACCAUCGAGCAGUCUCCUGGUAGCAACAACGCUCAGAUUACGGUUCAUUACUGCGCAGAGCCGAUGCCAAGGCCACCACGGGAAGUAAUCUACAGCAUCGAUAAAAAUGAUCUACAGGUUGGCCAAUCUUGGGAGAACUUCAAAUUUGAAAGCACAACACUAAACAAUACCGUAUCAAACUGCUAUCUUGCUCGGUUAAACAUCAAUCCUGUGAGGCAAGAGGAUCAAUACCGAAAUAUUGAAUUGCGAUUGCAAAACCAGUACGGAAGCAAACAGAUCCAAGUUCCAAUGGAAGCGCUUCUAGGUGAGGGUACGGCUAGUAGCUCGAGGAUUUCUGGAUGGUGGAUUGCCUUAUUUAUUCUGAUAGCUCUCUGUUUGGCUCUGAUCUGUUGUAUCACAUUGUGUGUGAGACGGGGUGUAUUAUGUUUCAACAGAGUGAAAGAGCAAACAGACUAUAACGAACCGAAGGCGAAAGCAAAUCUGAACGUUCGUGAAAACUUUUACGAUGCCGAUGCUCCACGGCUGUACACACCACAAUCUGUCGAGAAUAGCCCGUACGACCUAGCCGUGCAAGCCGCCUACUGCGACUCCCGCAUGUCUUCUGUAUAAUAAGGCAGGCAGCUACCGCGAAGGUGUCAACUUUACUGAAAUGCAUCUGACGGGUCAGCCAGUGGUGCCUCCACGAACGUUGCCACCUCCUCGUCCGCUCCUACCGCAACCGUAUACGUCGUCCGUUCAGUCCGUAGUCUGAGAGUCUGAUUGUGUCUCUUAGAGACACGCGUUUGCAGCUAUUCUAGCGAGUCCCGUUCGAGUUCUCACGUGGAUUUCGUUAAUUGCAACACUGCCAGGCGUUUCGCGUACGUUACGCGCGCCAUUAGCAAUUAUUUUUCUUUUCUUCCACGGGUUUCGCUUCGGUUGGUGGUAGAGAACGGGGAAUCGCUUUGCAUAUCUACCUAUGAGCCAUUUCGUUCUCGUCCGCCAUCACCUCUGCACUGCUCAAAAAGAAAAUCACAACGAGAUUUGAAUUAGGCAAAUUAAAUGAGCCAGUCGAUUACCCGAAACCUCACACCAAGCUUAGAGAAAACCCUUGCAAAAACCAUGACCCACUGUGCCUUCACUUUCGCUCGUAGUUUUCCAUUCAGGAAUCUGUUUAUAUCAUUAUUGUGACUUAAUCGCUGUGAAAUUAGCAUUGCCGUCAUUUUUAUGCUGUAAUUUGCUCUAUAUGCGAUAGUAAUCGUGUCAUACGCAGGCGUACGAAGGUUUGAUCUCGUUUACAUCCUAACAGCUUCUUCUAUUUCUCAUCACAAGAUCACAACCAUACGUACAUAAUCAUCCAUUUUAUACACCUACGACUCUGAUUUUACCCCUGUCACAUUCGGGUUGAGGUGACCAAAAUCGCCGCUGUGCAUUCAUUUUCCGUUGUGCUGAUAUGUUCCACUUUUUUCUUCUCAUCAUUCUUUGAUUGCAUUUGCAUCUCCAUUGGUUGCUAGUUUGUGAAAUUUCUAUUUUCUUCUCAUAAUUUCGAUGCUCCAUACAGGUGCCUCGUUGAAUCUGUACGUUUUUAGGGUUAUAUUUUUCCUCACUUUUGUGAGGUUUGUAUCAUUG